Sesamum indicum (sesame) is the source of this 1722-nucleotide messenger RNA. RefSeq names its product UDP-glycosyltransferase 83A1. The record is from RefSeq and is a predicted model, not a curated record. Lineage: Eukaryota; Viridiplantae; Streptophyta; Magnoliopsida; Lamiales; Pedaliaceae. Gene Ontology annotation, molecular function: quercetin 3-O-glucosyltransferase activity; quercetin 7-O-glucosyltransferase activity.
GUAGCCUAGAAUUCUUGAUAUUAUUGAACGACCAACUCAUUUGUUAAAUAUUUAAGAUAUGUAAGAUAUAGACAUAUACAGCAUACAGGGUAAGAGGCUAUUAGCGUGUAAGGGAAGAACAGCAAUGGGGAAACCUCACGUACUAAUGGUGCCAUUCCCAGUUCAAGGGCAUGUGAUCCCCAUGUUUGAACUCGCGUACUGCUUAGCCAAACACAGGAUAAGAACCACAAUCGUGAACACAGAGAUCGUCCACCACCGUCUCCUCAAUUCCACCUCCGCGUUGGACGAUAGUAUCCGUUUGGUUUCAGUUCCGGAUGGACUAGAAUCAGGCGAGAGACAGAUUCCGGGGAAGCUGAUGGAGGCGGUGUGCAGAGUGAUGCCUGUGAAAAUCGAGGAGUUGAUACGAGAGAUUGGUGGAUGCUCGGCGGAGGAUAAGGUGAGUUGCAUUGUUUAUGAUCAGAGCCUCGGCAGAAUUCAGCAGGUUGCGGAGAGGAUGGGAAUUGGAUCUGUGGCCUUUCUGCCCGCAGCGGCCGCUUUGUUGGUGUUGGGGUUCAACAUUCCCAAGUUGAUUCAGGAUGGAAUUAUUGACGACCAAGGAAAUCCAUUAACGGACAAGGCGGUUCAGUUUGCAGCAACAAUGCCCAUCAUGAGCCCGUCCGACUUCGUCUGGCACCGUCUCAAAAUCGCCUCACUGCAGAAACUACUCUUCCACAUCAUGACUGAAAACAACACACCAACAGAAUCAGCAGACUGGCUCAUUUGCAACUCCGUCCUCGAUCUCGAGCCAGGAGCAUUCACCAUGGCUCCACAGAUACUCCCCAUCGGCCCUCUGCUAGCCACCAAUAACCGGCCGGCACAUUCAGCCGGCGGGCAUUUCUGGCAGCAAGAGUACGAGUGCCUAGAAUGGCUCGACAGGCAGCCACCCUGCUCAGUGAUAUACGUUGCGUUUGGGAGCUCUGUAAUGCUCAAAAAAGCUCAUGUCAAAGAGUUAGCAUUAGGGCUGGAGCUCGCCAACAGGCCGUUCCUGUGGGUGGUUCGUCCCGAAGCCAUUGAUGGGGCUGACGAUUGGGAAGAGUUCUUGGAGAGAGUGGCGGGUCGAGGGCGGAUCAUCGGUUGGGCGCCUCAGCAGAGAGUUUUGGAGCAUCCUUCAACCGCUUGUUUUAUAAGUCACUGUGGCUGGAACUCGACUCUGGAAAGUGUGAGCAGCGGAGUUCCAAUGCUGUGUUGGCCUUAUUUUGCGGAUCAGUUUAUUAAUCAGAGCUAUGUUUGUGAUAUUUGGAAGGUGGGAUUGCGACUUGAAGAGGACGGUGCUAACGGGAUCGUGGCAUCGGAAGAAAUUAACAGAAAGAUCGAUCGGUUGCUUGGGGACGGUGCGUUCAGGGGGAGAGCUUUGCAUUUGAAGGGAAAGGUGUGGAGCAGUGCAAGAGAAGGGGGACAUUCUCAUGAAAAUCUAAGCAAGUUUAUCAAUUGGAUAAAGAAAUGAAACUUCAAGCGGGAUUUGAUUUUAUAUUGUGAAGUAUAUUGUAUCCUCUAAUUUAUCUAAUACACAUACAUACAAUAUGUGUAUAAAAAUUACGUCAUAUAUUUUAUUCGGAAAAAGACAAUGCGUAUGUGGUGUGAUCUCAAAUAUGUUAGCGUGAAGCCAAUGGUAUUGUACGAGAACAAUUCAUGGAUUAAUGUAUGUGAUGAGUCUGUUUGUGAAUUGUAAUUAAACUUUCUGAA